AUGGUCCUUAUAAAUAGCGGGCAGACAAUCUCUGGCGUCCGCUGGACGUCAGAGAUGCCAACUAAACACACAGUGGAGAAAAGCCUUAUCAAUGUUCCCAUUGUGCUAAGGUAUUUUCUGUGCACAAGGCACCUUAGAAAACAUACAGGAGAGAAACUAUUUACGUGUUCCCAAUGUGAUAAGGUUUUUACUUGCCAAAGUAAUCUGACUACCCACUUAAGAACACACAGUGGAGAAAAGCCUUAUCAAUGUUCCUAUUGUGAUAAGGUAUUUUCUACGCAAGGUAAUCUUACUCGUCACCUUAGAACACAUACAGGAGAGAAACCCUUUAAGUGUUCCCAGUGUUCUACAUGCUUUUCUCAAAGAAUUCCCCUCAUUAGACAUUUAAUAACACACCGUGAAGAGAAACAUUUUAAGUGUUCCCAUUGUGAUACAGGUUUUCCUCACAGAAGUUCCCUUAUAACACAUUUAAGAACACACAGUAUAGAAAAGUCUUUUCAAUGCUCCUAUUGUGAUAAGAUAUUUUCUAAACAGAGUUAUCUUACUGGCACCUUAAAAGACAUACAGGAGAGAAAUCGUUUAUUAAGUGUCCCCAUUGUGAUAAGGGAUUUUCUCAAAAGGCUCAUCUCACUUAAUUGCCACCUUAGAACACAUACUGGAGAGAAACCCUUUAAGUGCUCCCAGUGUGAUGAGGGUUUUUCUCGAAGAAGCUCACUUAUUAGACAUUUAAGAACACACAGUGGAGAAAAGCCUUAUCAAUGUUCCCAUUGUGAUAAGACAUUUGCUCAAACGAAUAGUCUUACUUGGCACCUUAGAAGACAUACAUCUACUACAAAACAACAUAAAAAUGUUCCGAUUGUUAUAUGAGAUUUUCUUAUCAUUUGGAUGUUAUAGCCAGCUUAAAUAAUUUACAGGUGGGAAACCCUUUAAUCGUUCCGUUUGUGAUACAGGUCAUCUAACUUGUCAUGUUUAUAGGACACACACACUAGAGAAAAACGUUUUAAUUGUCGUGAUUGUAAUAAAAGAUUUUCUUAUAAAAGGGGUGUUACGACCAUUGUAGAACACAUACAGGAGAGAAACCAUUUAAGUAGUCCUAAUAAGAUAAGGAAUUUUCUUGUAACAGUGAGCUCCAAGGCAUGGAAACCCUAAAAAUGUUAAAAUUGUAUUAAGUGAUUUUCUUUUAACAGUAAUCUUACUAGUUAUCUGAGAAUACAUACUCGAGAAAUGCUAUUUAAAUGUUUACUUUGUUCUAAAGAGAGAUUUUGUCUUUAAUAUAGAGCAUGAUCUUGCUAAUUGCCUAAUAACACACAGAGUAAAAAAUCCACUUAAAUGUUUUAAAAGUUAUAAAGGGAUUUUAAACAGAAAGGAGGUCACUAUUCAUAAAGACUUAAGGACCGUUAUUCAUAAUGUGAGUUAAGGGUCGCUAUUUAUUAUCCACAUUGAGGAUAUUACUCAUAAGGACAGCUAUUCAUAAUACAAAAUGAGGGUGAUACAUAUAAUACGAGAAGAGGGUGAAUAGCAACCAUCUUCUUGUAUUAUGACUAGGGACCUCUGUAACAACCCCUUUGUAUUAUGAAUAGCGAUCGACCCUCUUCUCUCAUAUUAUGAAUAGCGGUCCUUAGGAAUAAUGGCCCUUUUGUCAAAUUAUGAAUAGUGGUCCUUAUGAAUAGUAGUUCUUAUGUUUAGCGGACCUUAUAAAUAGCGGUCCAUAUGAAUAACGAGCUGAGCCUUCUGGCAAGUGUCCCAUAAGCUUAAGCAUCUGAGAACACAUGAGAACCGGCCAUGAAGAACACAUGCAGGGGAAAAGCCUCUGUAAUGUUUGCAUUUUAAUAAUGGCCUAGAGACGUGUAAUGGUCUGUAUAAGUAAUGUGGUCUUGUGGUUACUUCACCGGACUGAAUCCUAUGUUUCUCGAUUCAAUUCCUACUGCAGCACUUGUGUCCCUCGGCAAGAUGUUAAUCUAUAUUUGCCACUCCACCUAGAUGUUAAAUGGGUACCCUAUAGCCUGCGAAUUUUGCUAUGGUUGAAGUGACAUGUGUGCACUUGUAAAAUGGCAACUGGCUCAAAUACUACCCACUGCCCAGGGAGUGGAGCAUGUUGAGAUCAGCAAUUGAAUCUAAUGACUCGGGUAUCAAUAAUAAUGACAAUGUAAAAUACUAAUUAAAAGCUUAGUAUUAAGCACUAAACAAACAUGAAUAUUAUUAUAGAAAGUUAAACAAAUAUGACUCUUUAAUAUUAUAUUAAGAGUU
Strongylocentrotus purpuratus (purple sea urchin) is the source of this 2247-nucleotide messenger RNA. RefSeq names its product gastrula zinc finger protein XlCGF57.1-like. Bases 1 to 867 code for a protein of 288 amino acids. Gene Ontology annotation, cellular component: nucleus. NCBI's taxonomy places the organism in Eukaryota, Metazoa, Echinodermata, Echinoidea, Camarodonta, Strongylocentrotidae. The transcript has 2 exons. The record is from RefSeq and is a predicted model, not a curated record.